Molecule: messenger RNA, 3201 nt
Organism: Poeciliopsis prolifica (blackstripe livebearer)
Lineage: Eukaryota; Metazoa; Chordata; Actinopteri; Cyprinodontiformes; Poeciliidae
Gene: ak8
Product: adenylate kinase 8
Exons: 14
Coding region: 1663-3036 (457 amino acids)
Biological process (GO): nucleoside triphosphate biosynthetic process
Cellular component (GO): cytoplasm
Molecular function (GO): nucleoside diphosphate kinase activity; AMP kinase activity; ATP binding
Source: RefSeq, a predicted model, not a curated record
UUCGAAGGAAACCUGGUUGGGUUCGGUACUUUAGUGCCUUGACGUCUCAGACCCAGUUUAACAUCCAUGAACCCGGAACGGAACCGGACCUGUGAAAAUCUGUUCCCUGUGUCGGGAACGCGCAUUGCAGCCAGAGAGGCGGAUCAUUUUCACUCCGGAACCUUUAGAGGAAAAUAUUAAUGUUAUUAUCAUAAUUAGUAAAUCUGUAGGCCUAUCUAUCUAUCUAUCUAUCUAUCUAUCUAUCUAUCUAUCUAUCUAUCUAUCUAUCUAUCUAUCUAUCUAUCUAUCUAUCUAUCUGUCUGUCUGUCUGUCUGUCUGUCUGUCUGUCUGUCUGUCUGUCUGUCUGUCUGUCUGUCUGUCUGUCUGUCUGUCUGUCUGUCUGUCUGUCUGUCUGUCUGUCUGUCUGUCUGUCUGUCUGUCUAUCUGUCUGUCUAUCUGUCUGUCUGUCUAUCUGUCUGUCUAUCUGUCUGUCUGUCUGUCUGUCUGUCUGUCUGCCUGUCUGUCUGUCUAUUAUUAUUAUUGUUUUAACUGUGUUACUUUAAGAACGGAAGCCCCUCCCCUUUUAUCAUGUUGUCUUAUGGGAGAGGUGUGUAUUAUUUAUUUUGUAUCUAAAUGCAUCCAGUUUAUUUAUAGAUUUAUUAAGUUCAUUUCUGUUAUGUACUUUUGUUUAUGGAGGGCUUGGAGCGGGCCGCCGGUAACACGGUUAUUUUCUACUUGUUGUUCUUGUCAGAAUAAACCCUUUUAAAGGUGAACCACGGCCUGGUCAUUUAAAACCAGCACAACGCAGAUCGGAUCCGGUUACAUAUACAUUAGUGUUGGUUGUUCAUUGAUGUGCACUGUCCUUAAUAAAGAUUAAACUGGUUAAUAAAUUAUAUUUGUUCACUGUGUUUGAUAUUGAUCCUUACAGGUCUUUGAUAGUUUACGUCUCAAGGCCGUUUUGACAAAUGAAGAGAACAUUUUUCUGGUCAAUUAAUUGGUUCCCAUGUUUUGGAGGGAACAGAUUAUUUUAUGAUCAUAUGAAUUGUUUUAUAGAUAAAUUGAUGAGAAGCGACGUGAAAACGAUCAGCUCCGCCUCUCUGGCUGCAGUGCGCGUUCCCGACACAGGGAACAGAUUUUCACAGGGGAACCGAAUUUCGCAGAAGCCCGGUUCUGGUUCUGGUCUCAGGUUAGCUGCGACUGCUUCCGGCUUGUUUGUCUCUAAAUAUGAUUUGGAUCAUGAGUGGCUGAUCGGAACAUUUCCAGUCCUUAUGACGCUACUUGCGACCUGAACUCUGACCCUUUAUGGGUCAUAAAACUGGAUUGUUACAUUAUUGCUGUUGAUGCUGGAGAAGGAAGGAGCUCCUGUAGAGGUCAGUGUUGCAGACAUUCCUGAACCCUCUGAAUGAAGAUGCUCAACUUUUUCCUACUCCAUCAUCUCCAGAGGCACCAGUUACCGUGACAGCCAUGGUAACAGAGACCGGAAGCUCAGAGGAGCUGGCUGUAAACGUCACGUCAGUAAAUUUCUGUAACUCCGUCACGAGAUUAUUUCACAGGCGGAUGAUUUCAUACUUUACAAACCCGAUCAUACGGCCUCGAGCGAAAUAUAUUAUCUGAGCUUCUCUCCGUGGUGCGUUCACCGAACAGUUUUUUUUGUGUUGCAUUCACUGACCUCGGGAGCGUGGGAUGGAUGAGACCCUGAAGCCGCUGAGGAUUCCUCCUCAGAUCAGCGUCUACGCAGACAAACACAACGUGUCUCACCUGGUGGAGAGCAUGGUGACCGGCUUGGUGUUGGAGCAGCCAGACGAUCCGAUCUCCUACCUGAUCAGUUUCCUGAAGAGGCUCAGCCUGGAUAGUCCCAAGGUGCUGCUGCUCGGCCCGCCCGCUGUCGGCAAACACACGCUGGCGAAGACGCUGAGUAAUGAACUGAGAGCCAUUUACCUGACCGCCGAGAGUUUGCUGAAGGGACUCAGUGAGGAGGAAGAUUCUGCUGAGAUUCUGGUCCAAAGGCUGCAACGGAGACUGAAGGAGACGGACUGCUUUCACAAGGGCUGGGUGCUGGUUGGAAUUCCUCAGACCCGUGUCCAGGUUCUGCAGCUCCAGCGGGCUGGAAUCAUCCCAGAACACGUUGUGAUGCUGGACGCUCCAGAGGAAGUUCUGCUGCAGAGGAACAACGGCAAGCUCACCGACCCCGUCACUGGAGACAUCUACCAUCAGCUCUUCAUUCAACCGGAGAACGACACCAUCAGAAGGCGUCUGGAGAGGCGACGGGGCCCGUCUGACGAGCAGCUAUUGGCCGAGAUGCAGCGCUACCGCUGUGAGGUCACAGCUCUGAAAUCGGCCUAUCAGCACGUCCUGAAGGUCUUCAACGCAGACCAGCCUCCUGCUGACGUCUACCAGCAAGCUCUGACCUUUGUCCAGACCCGACGUCACUUCAGAACUCCAAGAAUAGUUCUGGUGGGCCCGUCAGGGUCCGGAAAGAGCCAGCUGGCCCGGCUGCUGUCUGAGAAGUACAAACUGGUGGAUGUGAGCUGUGGCGGCCUGCUCCGGUCGGUGGUCUCUGACGGUUCUGGUCUGGGGGCUCAGAUUCAGCCCUACAUGGAUGUCGGCCGCCCAGUCCCAGAAUCCCUGCUGAUGCCGGUUCUGGAGGCCCGACUGAGCCGGGUGGACUGCAGCUGCAGAGGAUGGAUCCUGCACGGCUUCCCCUGCGACAUGCAGCAGGCCAUGAGCCUGCACGAGUCCCAGUACCAGCCCAACAGAGUCUUCUUCCUGGAGGCCAGCAAUGACGUCUGCAUGCAGCGGCUCUCCCUGAGAGGAACCGACCCCGUCAGCGGCGAGAGGUACCACGCUGUUACCCAACCAGCCCCCAGCUCUGAGGUCCAGGACCGGCUGCGGACAGCUCCGUAUGACGGCAGCGCGGCGUUGUCUCAGAGGCUCAGGCAGUUCAGGUUCAACUGUGAAGGCCUGCAGACUAUUUAUCCAGAUGCUAUUCACCUGGACGCCGACCAGGACCCACACACUGUGCUGGAGUCUCUGGAGAGCCGCCUCUACACCAACUGAAACCUGAACUCACCUGGAUGAACCUGGACUCACCUGGAUGAACCUGGAUAAGCAGCUGGACUGAGCUGAGAACACCUGAGUUUACCUGGACUGGGUUAGGCAGAAUGAAGAAACUUGAUGUCAUAAGUUGUUUGGUUCCUAAUAAAAUCAUUGUUGUUCUGCUGA